CUGGAGGGGGCUUCGGGGUCAUCCCCGGCCCGAGGCCUUCGCCUAACGGAUGACGCUAACCCGGAGAUGGACGACAAUGGGCCCAACGCCCACUGCCACCCGCACCUCACGCAGGGACCCCAUGCCUCGGCUUCUAAUCUAAUUUGGGAGCUGAAAAGUCACACACAUGAAGCAGCCUAAGAUGGGUAGCAAGCAGUACUUGACUAGAAUGGGUACUAGGAAAAAGGUUCACACGUUUGUCCGUGUCAAACCCACUGAUGACUUUGCUCACGAAAUGAUCAAAUAUGGAGAUGACAACAAAAGCAUUGAUAUUCACUUUAAAAAAGACAUUCGAAGAGGAGUGGUCAACAACCAGCAGACAGAUUGGUCAUUCAAGCUGGAUGGAGUUCUCCAUGAUGCCUCCCAGGACUUGGUUUACGAGACAGUUGCAAGGGAUGUGAUUUCUCAGGCCUUUGAUGGCUAUAACGGCACCAUCAUGUGUUACGGGCAGACGGGAGCUGGGAAGACUUACACCAUGAUGGGGAUCACGGAGAACUUCAGGCACCGUGGGAUCCUCCCCCGUGCCCUGCAGCAGGUCUUUAAGAUGAUUGAAGAACGCCCCUCACAUGCCAUCACCGUGCGUAUUUCCUACUUGGAAAUCUACAAUGAGAACCUGUUUGAUCUCCUGUGCACCCUUCCCUACGUCGGCCCCUCGGUCACACCCAUGUCUGUGGUGGAAAACCCUCAAGGAGUCUUCAUCAAGGGCUUGUCAGUCCACCUCACCAGUCAAGAGGAGGAUGCGUUCAAUCUCCUCUUUGAGGGAGAGACCAACAGGAUUCUAGCCUCCCACACGAUGAACAAAAACUCAUCCAGGUCACACAGUAUUUUCACCAUCUACAUGGAGGCCCAUUCCCGGACCUUGUCAGAUGAAAAGUUUAUCACUUCCAAAAUUAACUUGGUGGAUCUGGCAGGCUCAGAGAGGCUGGGGAAAACAGGGUCUGAUGGCCGAGUCCAGAAGGAAGCCACCUACAUCAACAAGUCUCUGUCGUUCCUGGAGCAGGCCAUCAUUGCCCUUGGGGACCAGAAGCGAGACCACAUCCCUUUCCGCCAGUGCAAGCUCACCCAUGCCCUGAAGGACUCAUUAGGGGGAAACUGCAACUUGGUUCUAGUGACAAACAUCUAUGGAGAGGCUGCCCAGUUAGAAGAAACGCUGUCUUCGCUGCGGUUUGCCAACAGGAUGAAGCUGGUGACGACUGAGCCUUCCAUCAAUGAGAAAUACGAUGCUGAGCGAAUGGUCAAGAACCUGGAGAAAGAGCUGGUCUUGCUCAAGCAGGAACUGGCCAUCCACGACAGCCUGGCCAACCGCACCCUGGUGACCUACGACCCCAUGGAUGAAAUCCAGAUCGCUGAGAUCAACUCCCAAGUGCGGAGGUACCUGGAUGGGACCCUGGACGAGAUCGACAUAAUCAACCUGAGGCAGAUCCAGGAGGUGUUCAACCAGUUCCGAGUGAUUCUGAGCCAACAGGAACAGGAUGUAGAGUCUGCCUUGCGCAGGAAGUACACUCUCAUAGAUAAGAAUGACUUUGCAGCCAUUUCUGCUGUCCAGAAGGCAGGGAUUGUGGAUGUUGAUGGCCACUUAGUAGGUGAACCUGAUGGACAAAACUUUGGACUUGGAGUUGUGCCUUACUCUUCCAAACCUGGAAAGAAAGCUAAGGCCAAGAAGGCAUUCAGAGAUCAGAUCAGCUCCUCAGCCAGAAAGGAAGGUGCCAGCAGCCCAGUGAGUGGCAAAGACUUAGACGUGAGUUCCACCUCCAAGACCCAGCUGAUCCCGUCUUCCAAAGACGGAGAUGCCAAAGACAUGCUUUCCCGGGAUCGCGAAACGUCCAGCAUCGAGCCCACCGACUCUCCUAAGGAAGAAUCACGCCCACCCAGACCAAGUACUCCCCCCACCAAACCCGUGGCUUUUGAGGACUUUAAGAAUGAAAGAGGUAGUGAGAUCAACCGCAUCUUCAAAGAAAACAAAUCCAUCUUGAAUGAACGGAGGAAAAAGGCUAGCGAGAUCACCCAGCACAUCAAUGCCAUCAAGAAGGAGAUCGAUUCCACCAAAGAGGCUCUGGAAAAGCAGAAGUCACUACGGGAAACAGAAGGUGAGUACGAGAGCAAGGGGCUCACCAUCAUCGACGAGGAGGAAUUCCUGCUGAUUGUAAAGCUCAAAGACCUGAAAAAGCAGUACCGCAACGAGUACCAGGAACUGCGGGACCUCAGGGCCGAGAUCCAGUACUGCCAGCGCCUGGUAGACCAGUGUCGCCACCGCCUGCUCACAGAAUUCGACAUCUGGUACAAUGAGUCUUUUGUCAUCCCCGAGGACAUGCAGGCGGCACUGAAGUUGGGCGGCAGCAUCCGGCCAGGCAUGGUGCCCGCCAACAGGGUCGUGUCCCUGGGAGAAGACGACCAAGACAAGUUCAGCCAGCUACAGCAGACGGCACUGCCCGACGGGCCCGAUUCCAUCUCCUUCUAUAACGCCAAAGCCAGGACAGAUCAGAAGGCCAGGUUAAAGCCUAAGGAUCCUAUGAGGCCACUGACCGUCAAGGAGGUCCUCUGUAAGAAAGCUGCUCAGCACAGGAGGCAGACAAAACAAGAACAGAUGCGGCCGAGGUGGAGCUAGACACGGACCCAGCCCCAGCACAGUUACUUGAAAAGCAUGAGAAGCUUCCAGCAGUCACAUAGAAAAUAUAUUCUCUUCACCUGUACCUAGAAAGACAAAGACCAAGCAACUCCAGC
This is a messenger RNA of Perognathus longimembris pacificus (Pacific pocket mouse), 2760 nucleotides long. It is a transcript of the gene Kif9, whose product is annotated as kinesin family member 9. Gene Ontology annotation, biological process: microtubule-based movement. Gene Ontology annotation, molecular function: ATP binding; microtubule motor activity; microtubule binding. The transcript has 23 exons. The record is from RefSeq and is a predicted model, not a curated record. The coding region runs from base 167 to 2644 and encodes 825 amino acids. Lineage: Eukaryota; Metazoa; Chordata; Mammalia; Rodentia; Heteromyidae.